AUGAAGGUCCAGAUUGGGUUGUGUGUUGUGUUGUUGGCAGUGUUUUGCUGCUGUGUGUCGGCGGAAGAAACAAGCCCAGAUCGUAGCAAGCGACACGAUUAUCCAGGCUUUGGAGGUGGAUACGGAGGAUACGGAGGUUAUGGUUAUCCAGGCUUUGGUUUUGGACACGGUGGACAUGGGCACGGAUAUCCGGGAUACGGUGGUGGCUACGGACUGUACGGAGGCAGCCUUGGACAUGGCGGACAUGGAUUCGGUCAUGGUCACGGUGGUUACGGUGGUUACGGCGGACAUGGUUAUGGAGGUUAUGGUGGAUACGGACACGGCCAUGGUCACGGUUAUCCUGGUUUCGGAGGAUUCUUCGGCUAAAAGGAGUGCAAGUGAACAGACAAGAAUAUCGAACUGUUGGACAGAUUUCAAACGGACAGUACGAUCUGAAACAUCAGUUAAAGCCAAAUAUACCAA
Molecule: messenger RNA, 462 nt
Organism: Anopheles maculipalpis
Lineage: Eukaryota; Metazoa; Arthropoda; Insecta; Diptera; Culicidae
Exons: 1
Coding region: 1-366 (121 amino acids)
Source: RefSeq, a predicted model, not a curated record